CGACUAUAGGUAUCUUACCUUUUCUCCCUCCCUCUUGUACCCAACCCUCUGUCACUCUUUCCCAAUCAUCAAUUUACCUUAUUCUUAACUCGCUUCUUUUUCUCGACACUUUCUGUCAAGGAUCACUCUCUUUAGUCCUUUUUACAACAAUCGUUUUUUGGCCACCGGCCUAUUCUAGUCGCUCUCUCAGAUACCUAUUUAAAAAAGACUACAUUGUGUCGAUCGCGAUAGUCUGCAACGGUGGAAAAUAAACGACCUUGGUAGAUAUUUAUUAGGAAACACCGAGAUCUACCAUCAACACUAGAAAAGAACUUCACCACGUCCAAGUUCUAACCACACCCAACCUAUAGGAAUUCACGUCUAACAAUGUUCGUGAAAUCCGCGCUCGUCGCCUUAGGCGGCGCAACCCUAGCGGCUGCUGUCACACCUCUCGAGGUUCAGGGCAGUCAGUUCGUAAACUCGAAGACCGGAGACGCAUUCCAAAUCGUCGGUAUGGCUUAUCAAAUUGGUGGAAGUGCCGGUUAUGAUCCAAGUCAUGGAAAGGAUCCUCUAUCUAACGGAGCUAUCUGCAAGCGUGAUGCCGCGCUCAUGCAAAAUUUGGGAGUGAACACAAUCCGAGUCUACAACUUGGACCCUAACCUAAACCACGACGAAUGCGCCAGUGUCUUCAAUGCUGCGGGCAUGUACAUGAUCAUCGAUGUCAACUCGCCCCUCGCUGGCGAGUCUCUCAACAGUGGUGCGCCUUGGGAGUCGUACUAUGCUGGUUACUUGAACCGAACCUUCGCUAUUGUCGAGUCCUUCAAGUCUUACCCCAACACUCUCGGAUUCUUCUCCGGUAACGAAGUCAUUAAUGAUGUCAAGACCGGCGCUACCGUCCCCCCUUACGUUCGUGCUGUCACCCGUGACCUCAAGAACUACAUCAAGAACCAUGCGGACCGCGCUAUUCCCGUUGGAUAUUCCGCCGCCGACGUCCGUGACGUCCUCGAGGAUACCUGGAACUACUUCCAGUGCGCCAUCGAUGGCGAUGCCAACGACAUGUCUCGAUCUGACAUGUUUGCCUUGAACAGCUACUCGUGGUGCGGUGAAAGCACCUUCCAGGAGUCCGGAUACGACCAGCUGGUUGCCUUGUUCAAGUCAACUUCCGUUCCCGUCUUCUACUCUGAGUUCGGUUGCAACACCCCCUCUCCCCGUGUUUUUACCGAGAUCGGCACCAUCUACGGUGAUCAGAUGACGGGAGUUUUCUCAGGUGGCGUCGUGUACGAAUACGCCCAGGAGAAGAACAACUAUGGUCUUGCUCAGUGCAACGACGAUGGAACCGUUGAGCUCCUUUCUGACUUUGCUACUCUCCAAAGCCAGUACAAGAAGGUUGACUUCACCAAGGUUCAAGCUGUCAAGGCUGUCAACUCUAAGGUUUCCGCUCCCGUGUGCAAGUCUAGCUUAAUCAAGGAGAAGGGAUUCUCUAACAACUUCACCCUCCCUGCUGUCCCCCCUGGAGCUCAGACCAUCAUUGACAACGGUGUCUCCCCUAAGCCCAGCGGCAAGAUCGUCUCUAUCAGCGAUUACUCUGUCACCCAAAGUGUUAAGGAUGCCAACGGCAAGGCUGUCUCGAAUCUUGCUGUCAAGCCCCUUGCUGAUGACGCCUCCAACACCCCCGGUACCACUAGCAGCAGCACUUCCUCCUCAAGCUCAUCCGGCUCUUCUACCUCCGGCAACGCUGCCCCCACACUGUCACCUCAGGGCGCCGCCUCUGCCGCAGCCAUGAUUAUCCCGGCGGUCGUCGCCUUGUGCUUCACCGCGGGUUUCACGCUGAUCUAGGCAAUCGGUUGAAUAGUCGUCUGAAUAAUGAAGUUUUGCCUUGUUUUUUCCACUAAGUAUAGAAGUGGGGUAUGACCGUGCUUUUUUGAUGUGUUGCUUUAUUCCCCCUCUUGUAAUUGUUUUUCGGACGUAGGCACAGGGAGGUUAGGGCUUCUUUGUAUCUUAGGUUACAUGUGCGCUUUUGUGCAGUACAUAAGAAGUCCAAUUUUGGUAUCUUUUUUGACAACGCUCUCUCCAGUUCCUUGUACAUACGCCAUCUGGUGAUUCGAACGAGUUGGGUGACAAGAUCUAUCAAAAGAGCCCCUGUGCCUGAGUUGAAAGCGGCGGAUAGAUGUUUUCGAUUCUAGAAUAUAAUGAAAAUAAAACUGGACAGUUGAAAAUUUAA
Molecule: messenger RNA, 2200 nt
Organism: Annulohypoxylon maeteangense
Lineage: Eukaryota; Fungi; Ascomycota; Sordariomycetes; Xylariales; Hypoxylaceae
Product: glycoside hydrolase family 72 protein
Exons: 2
Coding region: 367-1815 (482 amino acids)
Biological process (GO): fungal-type cell wall (1->3)-beta-D-glucan biosynthetic process
Cellular component (GO): cytoplasm; fungal-type cell wall
Molecular function (GO): 1,3-beta-glucanosyltransferase activity
Source: RefSeq, a predicted model, not a curated record